AUGUCGGCCUCCGCCACCACCACCGCAACGAAGGCUCCUGCUGCCGCCUCGAAGAAGCAGCAACGAGUCCCACAACCCAUUCGACCGUCACAAGGACCGCUCAAGUCGACAUGGCACUUGCCAGAGACCGACAAGAAGUGGGGAGUUUACCACUGGCUCAUUCACUUCACUGGAAUUGACCCACUUCCGCAAAACACCACCGCCGUGGUUCACGAGAAGGACGAUCCUAUCCCCGUUUGGAAUAACGUCAACCUUCACAUCUGGAUCGCGCUCCGUGUCUUCCCGGCCAUCGGUCUCCAAUACGUCUACACGCAGUGGGCGGGGCGCAACUUCCACCCCGUCGCCAAUAUUUUGUACUGGGGUGUGUUCGUCAGCCUGUUCGGAUCGAACCUGCUCAACGUGCUGCGUAAGGUCACCACCAACGUCGGCUUCCUGCAGCCUCAGGCGACGCGCGAUGGCAUUCCCGAUGUCAAGGUCACCGAGGUGCUCAAUUCGCUUCUCAUGACGGCUUUCUUCCGCCCUGCCGCAGCGACGCUGGUCAUCUACAACCGUGAUGCACCCAUGAAGCUUUCGCCUUGGUUGCCGCUCAUGAUCCCGGCCUUCUCGCUCGCCGUCGACUUCUGGUUCUACUGGUACCACCGUAUCAUGCACGAGUCUGACACGCUUUGGAAGUUCCACCGCACCCACCACACGGCCAAGCAUCCGACGCCCAUCCUCACCCUCUAUGCCGACAUGGAGCAGGAGUGGUUCGAUGUCGUCUUCAUCCCUCUGCUCGCCUACUUCACGCUCCGCCCCGUGUUCGACAUGGGCUUCUGGGACUGGAUGGUCUGCUGGACGCACGUCAUGUUCAUCGAGCUCAUCGGUCACUCGGGCAUGCGCAUCGCCGGCACCUCACCCGCGUUCGACCUCGUGCCUAUGAAGAGGUUCGACGUCGACCUCGUCAUCGAGGAUCACGACAACCACCACUCGCGCGGCUGGAAGAAGAGCGGCAACUACGGCAAGCAGACCCGCGUUUGGGACAAGCUCUUCGGAACCAUCCUGCCCCGAAUCGAGACCCUCGACCACCUCAUCGACCCCACCGACAAGAUCUCCCUCCCCCAGUUUUAG
Molecule: messenger RNA, 1107 nt
Organism: Kalmanozyma brasiliensis GHG001
Lineage: Eukaryota; Fungi; Basidiomycota; Ustilaginomycetes; Ustilaginales
Product: Fatty acid hydroxylase
Exons: 1
Coding region: 1-1107 (368 amino acids)
Biological process (GO): ergosterol biosynthetic process
Molecular function (GO): C-4 methylsterol oxidase activity; iron ion binding
Source: RefSeq, a predicted model, not a curated record